AUGUCGCUCAACCACAACGAAGAUCACCGCGAUGACGACGAUGAAGAAUCCCCCAUCUCUAUGGGCGAUCGCAUGGAUGCCCUCUUUUCCAAAAAGUGGAAGCAACCCGGCAGCAGUGCGGACAGUGUCACGGAAGCCACUACUACGUCGCAAGACGACAGUCGAUUUCUGGUGGAAGACGACAUGCCCGAUGAAAAUGACGACGACGACGAAUCCUCUUCAUCAUCCAGUAGCAGCAGUAGCAGCAGUGAAGAGGACUAUACUACAGCGUCUCCCCAAGAUCUCAAGUUCCGAUUGACAUCCAAUCUAUUCUUCUUGUUGGGAGCGUGCGUCCAAACGGUCACUGCUUCGUGGGAUGUCCGCGAUGCUCGUAUUGAUGCGGCAUACGACGCUUCCACAGGCGCCCCAGUAACAGAUGAUGGAGAGGACUAUAGUAGUAAUGACGGAGGAGGAGCAAUCUUCACCAGUGCACACAUUUAUCAGUUCCUCUUUGCGUUGGGACCCUUUCUCUAUAUCCUCAAUGCGCUUGUGGAAGUCAUUUAUUCUCUCACACUGCCUACGGAGUAUUCCAACAACAAUAACAAUCGACAAUCCUGUUUUAUUCUCUCUCGAGGAUGGCACAAGUGGACCAGCAGUAUGAUGACGAGGAAACAAUCGUAUGAACCAGCUCUACCAGAAGAAGAAGAAGAUCCAGAAGAACAAACAACACAACCAGUCACAACAAACACAGCCACCACAACCAGCAUUGACGAUGAACUAGUCGAUGAGAAAUUAUGGGAUUUCAUGGCAGCCGCCGUCUUUGGAAUUGGCGCCAUUCUAGAAUUCUACGCAACCUUUCUAGACGAAGCCAGCCACAUGACUUUUGCUGCUAGAGUCAAUAUGGUCUCCAUGCACACAUACCUGCUCAGUGGACUCUUGGUGAUACACAAACAACGAAAAUUACUCUGGUCACCUUUACAACAACAACAACAACAACGAUACCAAAACAAGGUCCGACUCCUCAUGGCAGUGGGGAUUAUCUUGUUCUUGAUUGGAUCCAUCAUGGACGUCAUUAUGAGUUAUCUCUAUGAUCCUACAUUGGAUACCACCCUGUCGGCGGUCACGCUGGCAUGGUGCAACUUGUCAUCCACCUUGUUGUGGAAUAUUGAUGCGCUCUGUUACAUUGGAGCCGAUUGCAUUGUGGCGGGCUUUUGCGCAAGCAAACGCCCGCAGUACCUUUGGCAAGGCACGACGACGACAAGAACCAUUGCUAGUACUAGCCGACAACGACGACAGGACCAUCGGACAAACGACAACAACGAUUUGAGUGUGCCACUCUUGGUCAGCACGUCCAACAAUGUCGCCACCAGCGACUCUUCCGUCUUCUCAUCUUCCUCAUAA
Seminavis robusta is the source of this 1380-nucleotide messenger RNA. The record is from the annotation of a GenBank genome assembly. Lineage: Eukaryota; Bacillariophyta; Bacillariophyceae; Naviculales; Naviculaceae.